This is a messenger RNA of Plasmodium falciparum 3D7, 1134 nucleotides long. RefSeq names its product rifin. Bases 1 to 1134 code for a protein of 377 amino acids. The transcript has 2 exons. The record is from RefSeq and is a predicted model, not a curated record. Lineage: Eukaryota; Apicomplexa; Aconoidasida; Haemosporida; Plasmodiidae.
AUGAAAGUCCAUUAUAUUAAUAUAUUAUUGUUUGCUCUUCCAUUAAAUAUAUUGAUAUAUAAUCAAAGGAACCAUUACAUCACACGUACACCAAAAGCAACCACUAGGACAUUAUGUGAAUGUGAAUUGUAUGCACCAUCAAACUAUGAUAAUGACCCUGAAAUGAAAGCAGUAAUGCAAGAUUUUGAUCGUCAAACGUCGCAACGUUUUGAAGAAUACAAUGAACGCUUGCUCGAAAACAAACAAAAAUGUAAAGAACAAUGCGAUAAAGAAAUACAAAAAAUUAUUUUAAAAGAUAAAUUAGAAAAAGAAUUAAUGUACAAAUUUGCGACAUUACAAACUGAUAUACAAAGUGACGCCAUUCCAACAUGUAUUUGCGAAAAAUCUUUAGCAGAUAAAGUGGAAAAAGGAUGUUUGAAAUGUGGAGGUGUGUUGGGAGGUGGUAUUACACCCGGUUGGGGUUUGAUCAGCGGUAUUGUAUAUACUGGAUGGAAAGCAGCAGCGUUGGCAGCUGCUAAGGAACUUGCCGAAAAAGCCGGUGCUCUAGCCGGUGAAGCUGCACGUAUUCCGGCAGCUAUUGAUGCAGUCAUUGAAGGAAUAAAAUCAAAAUUCUCUAUAGAUACUUUAGGUGGUGAAGCAUUGAAAUCCGUUAUUGAUGGAACAAAUUAUUAUGAUGCCUCAUACAUUACUACAGCUAUUUAUAAUAAAUUUAAUGUGUCCUCAUGUCUACCUUCUGUCCCUUUCCUUGGCGGUCCCCCUGUCCCUGGAGCUGGCGCUAAUAAGCCUAUUUGCAGUGCUGUUGAUAAAUUAUAUCUAGGUUCAGGGAACUUUCUUGACAAAAGUUCAUUACCAGGUUCUAUACAAAAAGAUGUAGCAAAAAUUGUUGCAGGAGCUGAACAAGCUGCUAAAGCCAAAGCUGCUAUGGUGGCUUCCGAUAAAACAUUAGCUGUUGAAACAGCAAAAAAAAACGCUAUAGAAACUACUUUUAUGGGUUAUCAUAAUGCUAUUAUUGCUUCUAUCGUUGCAAUAGUGGUAAUCGUUUUAAUUAUGGUAAUUAUUUAUUUAAUUUUACGUUAUAGACGAAAAAAAAAAAUGAAGAAAAAACUCCAAUAUAUCAAAUUAUUAGAAGAAUAG